Aspergillus calidoustus is the source of this 2763-nucleotide messenger RNA. The record is from the annotation of a GenBank genome assembly. Lineage: Eukaryota; Fungi; Ascomycota; Eurotiomycetes; Eurotiales; Aspergillaceae.
AUGGGGGAAAACCUGAAUCCGGAAAUCGUUUCCGACGGGUCUCGAGUAAAGGCGUCGUCAAAGGGUCAAGGGACAAGCACGGACAAUACUCCUUCGUCCAAACGGCGCUGUGUAAGCACAGCAUGCAUCGCCUGCCGUAGGCGAAAAUCAAAGUGCGAUGGAAACCUUCCGAGCUGCGCGGCUUGUUCCUCUGUCUAUCAUACAACAUGUGUCUAUGAUCCAAACUCCGACCAUCGCCGUAAGGGAGUCUACAAGAAAGAUACAGAUACUCUGAGGACAAAAAACUCUACUUUGCUUACUUUAAUCCAAGCACUGCUCAACUAUGAGGAAGAAGACGCCUUUGAUUUGGUCCGCCAAAUAAGGUCCUGUGAUAACUUGGAGGAUGUGGCACAAUCACUAUUAAAUCGAGAUAAAACAACCUCAAUUUUAUCCACGGACCCUGCCUCGGCCGAGGACGACACUCUUGCUCAAACUGACCAGUUCGAGUCUGAAUUGGCGGGGAAAAUGAGCAAUCUUGUCCUCGACGGAUCGCGCAAGUUUAUUGGCGGGACAUCAAAUCUCAUCUUCUUGCCUCCAGGGUCAGAACUCAACGAGUUCAAUUCUGGUCUUGAUAGUCAGCGGUUUGAUGGGGCCCCUGAGGGGGGUUCCGUCACACAAUGGACAAAGGUCACCAAUGAUGAACAGCUCAUUAGCCACCUAAUGACCAUGUAUUUCACAUGGCAUUAUCCCUUCUUCACGACACUCUCUAAGGAGCUUUUCUACCGUGACUACGUUCGUGGGGUGUCCAGCCAGUAUUGCUCUUCGUUAUUAGUCAACACAAUGCUCGCUCUGGGCUGCCACUUCAGCUCAUGGCCUGGAGCACGUGGGGAUCCCGACAACUCUGCGACAGCUGGAGAUCACUUCUUCAAGGAGGCGAAAAGACUCAUCCUUGAGAAUGACGAACUUGUCAACUCAAAGCUCUGCACCGUGCAAGCCUUGGCCCUUAUGUCCGUGCGAGAGGCCGGGUGUGGACGCGAGGGAAAGGGCUGGGUUUACAGCGGAAUGAGCUUCCGGAUGGCGUUUGACCUCGGACUAAACCUCGAGUCCAACGGUUUAGGGUCACGCGAUCUUAGUGAGGAGGAAGCCGACGCACGGCGCAUCACUUUCUGGGGCUGUUUUCUCUUUGAUAAGUACGACACUAUAAAGACAUAUUGGUUGAAGGUCGCUAACCACAAUAGGUGCUGGUCGAACUACCUUGGUCGACAACCCCAAUUCACAAAUGCAAAUACGAAUGUUGCGAAUGUGGAUAUCCUACCAAAUGAAGAAUCUGCCUUGUGGUUUCCUUACACAGAUACCGGGCCAAGUCGGGAAUAUACGCAACCUUCGCGAACAAGAGCUGUGGCAGUUCAGCUUUCCAAGCUAUGUGCUAUUAGUGGCGAUCUUCUCGCAUUUUUCUAUGACCUCACUCCGAAAGAGAAGUCGACGUCCAAACAACUAGAGCUGAAGAAACUCAGCGAGAUUCACACUCGACUAGAAGCUUGGAAGAAAGGGUUGCCAAGAGAACUCGAGCCACGAGAGGGUCAACUUCCUCAGGCCCUACUUAUGCACAUGUUCUAUCAACUCCUCCUGAUCCACCUUUAUCGCCCCUUCUUGAAAUACUCAAAAUCAACGUCCCCACUACCUCAACAUGUUUCGCCUCGCAAACUAUGCACACAAGCUGCUGCCGCCAUCUCAAAGCUCCUUCGACUUUAUAAGCGCACCUAUGGCUUCAAGCAAAUAUGCAACAUUGCAGUCUAUAUUGCGCAUACGGCCUUGACAAUCCACCUUCUCAACCUACCUGAGAGGAAUGCCCAAAGAGACGUCAUACAUGGCCUUAGACACCUUGAGGAAAUGGGAGAGUUCUGGCUCUGUGCCCGACGUACGCUACGCAUACUUGACAUAUCCGCAAGUAAGUGGCAAGUUCAACUCCCGAAAGAAGCUGUUGUUGUCUUUGAACAAACGCAUGCGCGGUGGGGAUCAUGGGGUCCAUGGGAUCAAGCGGUAUCCCCCUCAGCCUCUGAAGAGUCACCACCAAACGUCACCGUUCCACCCACUGAGACGAACGUUACAAAUAUGUCGCCGCCUACAAGGAAUGCUAUCAGAAAACCGGCGGCUAAUCCCACACUUCAUUCUCCAAUCCUGGCGGGGCCAAUGGGCGCCCCCUACACGUCCACGCCUCCAGUCCCUCUUUCCAUAUCCGCUAUGCGCUCAGCUCAGAGAUCUUUUAGUGCUCAGCUCGCUCGGACGGAAACACGACAGCCUGAGCCCACAUACUUACGACCAGUAUCCAGCGCUUACAGUUCCGCUGCGUCUGGUACACCUUUAGCGCACGAGCAAUGGUACGAUCCCAACGAGGCGCAAAUGCGUGCUUAUAGUGCCAAUCACAACGUCUCUACCACAACCACCUCUUCUCCAAUGACCACAUUUGAUGCCUCGGAGAACCUCGUUGAGGAGAGUCAAGACUGGUGGUCUCGCGAUGUUGGCUCGCUGAAUCUCGGCAACGAGGACUGGGCGCAGGGCUGGAACAACAGUCUCCCUAGCACAUCUCCUGAUUGGCGUUAUGAUAACAACGUUCCCAAUAUCCCUUCCACGUCUAGGCCCGAUUCGAAUUUCAGGCCUCCACAGUCGGCCAGAAUUCUGACAGGGAUCCCUCCCAACCUCGCGGGUUCAAACCACGACCCAAAUGUUCCGCGUGAUAGCAGCACGCCAGGCACAAUGGUCUUCCCGGGCAAUUAUCAGCGAUAG